AAAAUUUAUUUAGAAGAAAAGAGAGAAACAGAGAGACCAAAAACAAAUCCCGCACACACCACAUGGAGGAAGAGCUGCCUGCUCCGUUACGCCCUCCCUCUUCACAUAUUCAUUGCGAUUAGGGUUUUUCAUUUCCUUUAUAUACACCAAUGAAAUCUAUACUCCUUUUAUGCUAAACUUCACCUUUAUUUCUCUCCCUUUUCAUUAACUUACUUGCCCGUUUUAAUUUGGGCACUUAAUUAGGUAAUACUGUAGUGAAAUUCAGCAGUUUUUGGAUCCGCCUUUUUUUUAUAUCUCUCUAAUUGACCAACAGAGAUGGAAGACAGUGUGUUGAGUCAGUGGAAUAUGUUUAGAUCCAUACUUGCUAUUCUUCAAUGGUGGAGUUUCAAUGUCACUGUUAUUAUCAUGAACAAAUGGAUCUUCCAGAAAUUGGAUUUCAAAUUCCCACUCUCAGUAUCUUGUAUUCACUUCAUAUGCUCAUCGAUUGGAGCAUAUAUUGCAAUCAAGGUGCUGAAAGUCAAACCGUUGAUAGUGGUUGAUCCUGAAGAUCGCUGGCGAAGGAUAUUUCCCAUGUCAUUUGUGUUUUGCGUCAACAUAGUUUUGGGUAAUGUGAGCUUGCGCUACAUUCCUGUUUCUUUCAUGCAAACAAUCAAGUCUUUUACUCCUGCAACCACCGUUGUUUUGCAAUGGUUAAUUUGGAGAAAAUACUUUGAUUGGAGAAUUUGGGCUGCUUUGGUUCCUAUUGUUGGAGGAAUACUCUUAACUUCUGUUACUGAGCUUAGCUUUAAUAUGUUUGGUUUUUGUGCUGCUUUAUUUGGAUGUUUGGCUACUUCGACAAAGACCAUCCUUGCAGAGUCUCUGUUGCAUGGAUACAAAUUUGACAGCAUAAACACUGUGUACUACAUGGCACCAUUCGCGACCAUGAUCUUGGCUGUACCAGCAAUGGUACUUGAAGGUAGUGGAGUUGUAGAUUGGUUUUACACCCAUGAGUCUGUUGGAUCUUCUCUUGUAAUCAUUCUUACCUCUGGGGUGUUGGCCUUCUGUCUGAACUUCUCAAUCUUUUACGUGAUUCAUUCGACAACUGCAGUCACAUUCAAUGUUGCUGGCAACCUUAAGGUCGCUGUUGCUGUGUUGGUUUCAUGGCUGAUAUUCCGGAAUCCAAUUCCAGCUCUGAAUGCUGUCGGAUGUGGCAUCACACUCUUGGGAUGUACAUUCUAUGGGUAUGUUAGGCACAUGCUCUCCCAACAGCAACCACCACCUGGAACUCCUCGAACACCCCGGACUCCUAGGAACCGGAUGGAAUUGCUUCCCCUUGUAAAUGAUAAAUUAGAUGAUAAGGUCUGAUAAAGCGAUAAUACAUGAGGUUUGUAGCAGAGUUGGCAUAGGGGAGUUAUUACAAAUAUCAAAAGUGGGAGAAAUUGAAAAAAGAAGAAACAUAACACUUUUUGUUGUGUGCACUUCCAUUAGAUCAGCUCAUAGUUUUAAAAUUUAUGUUUCUUCUCUUGCUUAGAAAUAGAAAAACAUUUUGCAAC
Messenger RNA from Mercurialis annua (annual mercury), 1532 nucleotides. RefSeq names its product UDP-galactose transporter 1. The coding region runs from base 316 to 1344 and encodes 342 amino acids. The transcript has 5 exons. Gene Ontology annotation, molecular function: antiporter activity. The record is from RefSeq and is a predicted model, not a curated record. Gene Ontology annotation, cellular component: Golgi apparatus. Lineage: Eukaryota; Viridiplantae; Streptophyta; Magnoliopsida; Malpighiales; Euphorbiaceae.